GUAAUCUUAAAAGGGCGGUAGUGACGUCACGUGACGCCGCGCAGGAAGGGGCGGAGCUUCAGUGCAGCUGAGCUACGUGUUCUAAUCACACUGCUAGCGGUUCAUUCAUCACUGGAGACAUGGUGUUAUUAGAAAACGACGCGUUUCUGACUGAACUCACUCGGCUGUUCCAGAAGUGCAGGACCAUCGGAAGCGUCGUCAUCACUUUAAAGAAAUAUGACGGCAGAACAAAGCCGGUCCCCAGAAAAGGUCAUCCAGAGACGUACGAACCGGCCGACAACAAAUGUCUCGUCAGAGCAUCGGACGGCAAGACCAGGAUCAGCACAGUGGUCAGCAGCAAAGAAGUUAUAAAAUUUCAAAUGGCGUAUUCAAAUUUGUUGCGAGCGCACAUGGACGGCUUGAAAAAGAAAGACAAAAAGAGUAAAAGCAAGAAAACUAAAGCCACAUAGUGACGGACCGUAAAGGAGAGGUGUGUAAAUCAGUGCCACGCCACCUUCCCAUGAUCCUCUGCGGCGGGCGGCUCUGCGCCUGAAAACCUGCCAACCUUGCGCUUCUGCAAACCAAGCGGACCGAUGACGCAGAGCUACGUUUACGACUAAAUCCUAGGUUUAAUGAGCGUUUCUGACCUCUUCAGGUGGAGAUGAGAUGCGGUGUCCAUUUCAUUUUGAUUUCAAAACAGUGUUUUAUACGAUGAGUGAGUGAACAUUCUCCUCCUGUUGUAAUAACAUUUCAGUUCUCUGUUUUUAUUUUGAACGUUUUUCUCAUUUUAUUGAAGGAGAUGAUAUUUUUAAGUUUGAAAGACUUUUUUGAAAUUUCUUAUUUGGCCGUAACAAAAGCACCCGUGUAGAUUUGCAAAUAAAAGAUAAGAUUUAUUCAUUUA
Molecule: messenger RNA, 880 nt
Organism: Cyprinus carpio (common carp)
Lineage: Eukaryota; Metazoa; Chordata; Actinopteri; Cypriniformes; Cyprinidae
Product: signal recognition particle 14 kDa protein-like
Biological process (GO): SRP-dependent cotranslational protein targeting to membrane
Cellular component (GO): signal recognition particle, endoplasmic reticulum targeting
Molecular function (GO): endoplasmic reticulum signal sequence receptor activity; 7S RNA binding
Source: RefSeq, a predicted model, not a curated record